AUGGGCACGCCGCGCGGCUCGGCGGCCAACCCGCUCCCAAAGCGCCAACGCCGUCGCCUCACUUCUGCCAAAUCAAUCGCGACACCUUCCCUCCCCCUUCUCACCCUGACCGUUGUUGAUGCUUCCUCGUUUCCAGUGGCCGCCCCGACAUCCUCGAACCAGCCGUGUAUCACGAUAGGGGAUGAAAUGGGCCAAGUCUUCAACAUCCCUGUCAUGCCAGGCUGUUACGUCCCACCAGGGUACCUGAAACUCAUUAAGAUUGCUCUCGCUACGUUGAUCAAGUACGGGCUGGGACGUGAGCGACAGUUUGAGCUGUGCACCAUCGGCAACACGAUGUGGGACGGCAAGUUUGCCCUCUUCAUCCACUAUGAAGUCGUCGGACCCCGUCAACUACGUCACGCCACCCAAUGUGGCAUCCAAAUGGCGGACACGAGCCUUCCGGCCUACAGACACAACUUGGCAAGUCCCUGA
Cutaneotrichosporon cavernicola is the source of this 471-nucleotide messenger RNA. RefSeq lists its product as uncharacterized. The transcript has 4 exons. The coding region runs from base 1 to 471 and encodes 156 amino acids. Lineage: Eukaryota; Fungi; Basidiomycota; Tremellomycetes; Trichosporonales; Trichosporonaceae. The record is from RefSeq and is a predicted model, not a curated record.